Zychaea mexicana is the source of this 1005-nucleotide messenger RNA. RefSeq lists its product as uncharacterized. NCBI's taxonomy places the organism in Eukaryota, Fungi, Mucoromycota, Mucoromycetes, Mucorales, Lichtheimiaceae. Gene Ontology annotation, molecular function: hydrolase activity, acting on ester bonds. The coding region runs from base 1 to 1005 and encodes 334 amino acids. The transcript is spliced from 2 exons. The record is from RefSeq and is a predicted model, not a curated record.
AUGCCAUUGGAACAACGCCAAUUGACAUGCACCAACUUGGGCCUGAUAGAUAUUAACGGCCGAACACGCAAAACGAACGGACCAUUGUGGAGCGAGAAUCUCGCAGAAGCAUGGGGCGCUCCCCUCAAAAGUUUCGCACAAGCUGGCGCAUUGACCUGCGCCAGACCUGACGAAGUAUCGGAUCUCUCACAACAAUUCAUGGCUGCAAAGCCCGCCAUUUCAUCAGCUUCUUCGGGAGACAAUGCCGUUAAAAACAUUCAUGCGAUAUUCAUUGGCAAUACGGACGUUGCCGAUGGAGCGGAUUCAACUGUUCAAAUAGAGCCCUUGUUACGAUGCAUCAAACAACAUGUGCUCGAGAUACAACGAUUGGACGGCAAUGGUCGGAUACUGUUGCUUGGCUUACCGCCGCUGGAGUUCUCGCCGUUUUAUUUACACAACAAACAUCAGCAGGUGGUCAAACAACGCACGAUGGACUUCAAUGGCGCCAUUGAAGACGCAGCACAGGACUGGCACGACGAACUGAAGAUGGAUGUUGAGUAUGUGGACAUCUACACUGUGUUCAACGGCGUGCUCGGCGACCCUCAAGAGUACAACAUGGAAAACGUCGAAGAUGCUUAUUGGGAAAAGUGUCAAGGCACUUGUCUGGACCCUGUGGAUGAGUACCUCUGGUGGGAUAGUAUUCACAUGACCGGCGCUGGCCAUCAGGCUAUUUCAAAAGAAAUACUGGCACAUAUUCCCGCUCUCGAUACAUCUCGACCACCACCGCCCCCACCGCCGUCUUUGCCAGAUCCAUCUUCAUCAUCGACAACACAAGAGGACAUUGCUGGAGCAGCAGAAGCGCCGUUCUACACUCAAGUACACAUAGCUUCAUGGUUCUUACUCUUUUUCGUCUGCAUGUUUAUCCUGUUCUUGCUUCGACCCGCACGGAUCGCUGGAAUGUUUAAAAGCUGUGCCCGCACUCGCAAGUUUUCUAAACCUGCCAUGUCUGGCUAUUCCAUAGUAUAA